Messenger RNA from Doryrhamphus excisus (bluestripe pipefish), 1884 nucleotides. RefSeq names its product sodium- and chloride-dependent neutral and basic amino acid transporter B(0+)-like. Gene Ontology annotation, cellular component: plasma membrane. NCBI's taxonomy places the organism in Eukaryota, Metazoa, Chordata, Actinopteri, Syngnathiformes, Syngnathidae. Gene Ontology annotation, biological process: (R)-carnitine transmembrane transport; beta-alanine transport; sodium ion transmembrane transport. Gene Ontology annotation, molecular function: alanine transmembrane transporter activity; beta-alanine transmembrane transporter activity; neutral, basic amino acid:sodium:chloride symporter activity. The record is from RefSeq and is a predicted model, not a curated record.
GACUGCAGCAAUAUGUGGAAAUAUUGCUUCAAUACUCCGAAGGAUUGUCCUCUUGUUAAUGAUCAGGAUCCUCCUGUGGUCAAAGGCGAUGAGAAUCCAGAACGUGGGAACUGGACCAACAAGACAGAAUACAUGCUGUCCAUGAUGGGUUAUGCUGUUGGUUUGGGAAAUAUUUGGAGAUUUCCGUAUUUAACCUACAAAAACGGAGGGGGAGCCUUUGUCAUCGCCUAUUUGAUCAUGCUGAUUUUGUGCGGGAUUCCUUUGUUCUUCCUGGAAAGUGCCAUCGGUCAGUUCUCCAGUCAAGGUCCAGCCAACGUAUGGAGAGCGGUGCCGCUACUUCAGGGUGUCGGCAUCGGCAUGGUGUUUUGCUGCUUCCUGCUGUCCAUAUACUACAACGUCAUCAUCGCCUACGGGUUCUUCUACUUGUGUGCUUCCUUCCAGUCUCCCCUGCCGUGGUCGACGUGCCUCAGCUGGGUCAACAAAAACUGCAGCGACAAGUCUUUAGUAAAUUGCAACCUAAGUGGUGUCGUAAGGACCAACUGGACCCAGGAAAACAUCACCGGUUCUUCAUCCAACAAGAUGAGCGUUCCAGUGCAGAGCCUCAGUGAGCAGUACUGGGAUCACGUGGCCCUACAGAGAUCCAGGAGCAUCGAGGAGACUGGUCCAGUCAUUUGGUACUUGGCUCUCUGCUUGCUGCUCAGCUCCAUGGUUGUUGGUGCAGCGCUUGUCAAAGGCAUCAAGUCGUCAGGAAAAGUUGUGUAUUUCACGGCUACGUUCCCGUACGUGGUGCUGAUGAUCCUGCUGAUCAGAGGGUUGACACUGGAGGGAGCCAGAGAUGGGAUCGCCUUCUACUUUGGGUCGCAGUCCAAUCUCACUAAAUUGAAAGAAGCGGAGGUAUGGAAAGAUGCAGCCGCCCAGACUGCGUUUUCACUCUCCAUUGCCAACGGAGGAUUGGUGACUCUGACUUCCUACGGCAAAUUCCACAAUAACGUGGUCACUGACUCCAUCGCCAUGACCUCGGUUAACCACGCGACGAGUAUUUUAGCAGGUUUCGCCAUCUUUUCCAUUUUGGGUCACAUGUCUUACAUGUACAGAGUUCCCAUCGGUGAUGUGGUGAAAGACGGAUUUGGCCUGGCAUUCAUUGUGUACCCGGAAGCCCUCACCAACCUUCCCGUUUCCUCAUUUUGGUCAAUUCUUUUCUUUUUUAUGAUUUUCAUUAUUGGCCUCGACACUCAGUUCACACAAUUAGAGGUGAUCUGCACAAGCUUGAUUGAUGCCUUCCCUAAAGUCCUCCAACCUAAGCGAGCCUAUGUAAGUAUAGGAUUAGCCUUUGUCGGUUUCCUCCUGGGCUUGCCAUUAGUCACAAAGGCUGGAAUAUACUGGGUGACACUAAUGGAUUCAUUCACUACAACCUGGGUGACGCUCAUUUUGGCUCUCAUGGAGACGGUCGGCUUUUGCUUUAUAUACGGGGGAAAUCGAUUAAUUGCGGACAUUGAGAUGAUGAUCGGGAAAAGGAGCUUCUGGUUCUGGCUAUGGUGGAAAGCAUGCUGGUUCUUUAUUAGCCCGUGUAUCCUGUUGGCCAUCCUGGUGUGGUCUCUGAAGACGUUUACGCCCCCAAGCUACGGAGGGGUGCAGCUUCCAUCCUGGGCAGUGGCUCUUGGCUCCUGCAUGGCAGCGUUGCCGCUGGUAUGGACGCCCAUCAUUGCUGUUGAAAAGCUGAGCAGAGCAGAAGGAAACCUCUGGGAGCGUCUGAAAUCAACGUGUUCUCCCUCGGAGGAGUGGCAUCCUUUUCUGGACGUCCAUCGAGGAGAGCGUUACUCGGAAGAACGUUGCAGAAAAAAAGGACAAAACAGCAAAAUAUGAUCCUCAAAUAUAGCUGCAGUC